This is a messenger RNA of Danio rerio (zebrafish), 3302 nucleotides long. The record is from RefSeq and is a predicted model, not a curated record. NCBI's taxonomy places the organism in Eukaryota, Metazoa, Chordata, Actinopteri, Cypriniformes, Danionidae.
AAUCAUUGACCUGCUCUCCGUCUUCCUGCUCUCUCAGAUCUUCAGUGUGUUUCAGUCGGUCUGCACUCCUCUUCUCUUCUCCUCUUCUCCUCUUCCUCCAGACAGAGCGAUCAUCACUCCAUCAUGUGUUUCCUCUCCUCCGUCUCCUUCGCUCUUCUCCUGAUCUCAGUGUGUCCAUCAGAAUCUCUUCUCCAGGGUGAUUCCUCCAGUGUGUGGCUGCAGCGUCUGAACGGGACGCACCAGCAGACGGGUGUGUUCCCCCGCGGGUUCCUCUGGGGCAUCGGCAGCUCUGCGUUCCCUACCGAGGGCUCUUGGGAUGCAGACGGCAAGGGUGCAUCAAUAUGGGACCACUUCACCCUUCAGUCUCCGGCAGGAGCGUCCAGCGACAGCUACAUCCAGUGGGAGGAGGAUCUGAAAGCAGUUCAGUUUCUAGGUGUUGAUUUCUACUCCUUUUCUCUGUCGUGGCCACGUCUUUUCCCUGAUCUGACUUUGAAUCCUAAUCCGGCUGGAGUUGAACACUACCGCAGGUUAAUCAGGAAGCUGAAGGAGCUGAACGUGGAGCCUGUGGUGACUUUAUUCCACUGGGAUCUCCCGCAGGUCCUGCAGGAGCGUCUGGGAGGCUGGCUGAACUCCAGUAUGGUGGGUGUGUUUGCGGAUUACGCCGAGUUCUGCUUUCGGACGUUUGGGGAUGAGGUUCGAUUCUGGAUCACGAUGCACAACCCGUUUUUGGUGGCGGUGCAGGGGUACGGGACGGGCGCUCACGCUCCGGGGGUAAAAGGAGAGCGCGGUGACCCCUUCAUCGCCGCACAUAACCUCAUCAGGGCUCAUGCUAAGGCGUAUCACGUCUAUGAUAAACUCUUCAGAGCUCGUCAGAAUGGUAAAGUGUCCAUCAGUCUGGGCUCUCACUGGGUGGAGCCUCUUCACGGCCAGGCCACGCCCACCAACCUGGAGCUCUGCCAGAAGUCCAUGGAGGCCGUGAUUGGCUGGUUCGCAGAGCCCAUAUAUGGCAGUGGAGAUUAUCCAGAAUCCCUGAAGUCUGCAAACCGAGGUGUGAUCCCAGAGUUCAGUGCGGCGGAGCGGCUCUGGGUGAGGGGGAGCGCAGAUUUCUUCUCGGUGGCGUUCGGGCCGGAGACGCUGCGUGUGAGCCGGGGACUGGCACGAUUCGGCCAGACGGUGGCGCUGGAGCUCAGGAGUGUGCUGGUGUGGGUUCAGCAGGCGUAUGGGGACCCAUUGGUGCUGGUGGCCGAGAGCGGGUGGUUCUCUGAUGCUUCUGUCGGGGUCGAGGACACACUCGCCAUCUACCUCAACAAGAGAUUCAUCUUACAGGUCAUGCAAGCGGUGUCUGUGGACGCAGUGAGGGUGUUUGGAUACACAGCCUGGAGUUUGCUGGAUGGUUAUGAGUGGAAUCAGGGCUUCAGUGUGCGGAGGGGUCUGUUUUACAUCGAUUUCAGUCAGUCUGAGCGCCGCAGAGUCCCCAAGACCAGCGCACACUUCUACAGACAGACAGUCCGAGACAACGGCUUCCCUGACACUGACACAAAACACAUCCAGGCCCGAUUCCCCUGCCACUUCCAGUUUGGGGUGUCCGACUCAAUAUUACAGGUGCGUCUGCAUCCGUUCUCACCUCAGUUCACAGACCCACACCUGUACCGCUGGAAUUUUUCCGGUGACGGAUCUUUAAAGCCGGUAAACGGGAUCAUCCUGCACACGCGGCCGGCUCAGUGCACUGACUUCCUCUUCAUCCAGCGGCAUCUGUUUCUGCUGGGGGUCACGGGGUCAACACACUACCGCUUCUCCCUAGACUGGACUCAGCUAUCGCCCUCUGCUGGACACCCGGAGACACUGCGCUUCUACAGGUGCGUGUUCAGCGAGCUCCAGCGGAGAGGGAUCCAGCCAGUCGUGACUCUUUAUCACCCCAGCUACAGGUCUUCAUCUCUGGGUUUACCUGAAGCGCUGCAUGCUAACGGCGGAUGGAGGAACGCUAGCACUGUCGAUGCAUUCGUGCGCUACGCUACAUUCUGCUACCGAGAGUUCGGUGCACUGGUGCAUAUGUGGAUUACUAUUAAUGAGCCCAAUCGAUUAACGGAUGCGUAUAGCGGAAGUGCAGAUGAUAGACGAGUAGUCGCACGACAUCUGCUGCUGGCGCAUGCGAAAGCCUGGCGUGCUUAUGAUGUGUAUUUUCGCAAACAGCAGGGGGCGACGGUGAGUUUGGCGCUUCACGCUGAUUGGGUUGAACCGGCGAACCCGUUUUUGGAGUCACACAAAAAUGCGCAGCAGCAUUUCUUAUUGUUUGAACUGGGACGAUUCAUAGAUCCACUAUAUAACCAAGAGAGCUCCUCGUCUACUCUGAUUGGCUGGAGUGACGAUGAGAGGGAGGAGCUUAGAGGAGCGCUGGACUUCAUCGCUCUGAAUCACUUCACUACGCGUUUGGUUUCACCGUGGGCUCACCUGAAAGCAUCAACGCCAGAUCAUGGGUGUUCGCUGAUGAACGAUGUCAACUGGCAGACCUCGCAGAUGGGGCAGGCGCUGGUACCCUGGGGGCUCCGCAGGAUGCUGGGAUGGGUGAAGAAUCGCUAUGGCAACCGCCUCCCCAUCAUUAUCACUGCAUCAGGAGUGGAUGAUCAGGCGGCCUAUCAUGACCAGCUGAGACAGAGUUAUAUCAGAGACUACCUGCAGGAGGCGCUCAAAGCUCGUGAGCUGGACGGCGUUAAUCUCAGAGGCUUUUACAUCUGGAAGCUUCAGGAUCAUCAUGAUCUUCAGUUUGGGCUCUUCAGCUCCGCCGCUCAUCAUUCUCGGCCCAAAGCAUCAGCGAGUUUGUACCGGGACAUCAUCUCCCACCGCGGAUUCAUUUCAUCCGGCGACCCCUGUCAGAGCGCAGAUGAGGACGGGACGAGCUGUGAAAUCUGCGCACACAUCGCGGAGAACAAACCCCUGCUGUUCUUCAGUGUGUGUGUGUUCGUGAGUGUGUGUAUGAUCUGUGUGCUCAUCAUUCUGUCUGUGCUGAGGAAGAGGAGGAGGAAGAGGAGAAAGACCCUCAGUGUCCCACAGAGGGUCCCUGUCCCGCAGAGAUUCCCCAUGAUGAGGGUCACACACAGGCUGCGCCACUGAAACACACACACACACACUCACAAUUUUCCUGUGAAAGUUGCAUUGUUUUUUUAAUAUUUCUCAAAUUAUGUUUAACAGAGCAAGGAAUUAUUUUAUUAUUUCCUAUAAUAUUUUCACUUAUUACUUAUGUUAGUUUGGCAGAAAUAAAUGCAAUUUCUGAAUUUUUAUAAACAAUUUUUAUGUCAAUAUUAUCA